Molecule: messenger RNA, 1806 nt
Organism: Adineta steineri
Lineage: Eukaryota; Metazoa; Rotifera; Eurotatoria; Adinetida; Adinetidae
Source: the annotation of a GenBank genome assembly
AUGGUGUGUUUUACGCACAUUGUUCUAUUUUUCUUCUUUGCUGCACUUUCAACAAUUGAUACUCGUUCGAUUCAAGAAAAUUCUGAUGUUGAACUAUUAAUACAAAAUCGUAUAAUUGAGAAAAAACAGCUAUCAGCUACUAUUGCUAGCUAUCGUCAUCGCUUUGAACAUUCACCGAAUUUUAAAAAACUUCGAUGGGCACUGAGUGAAAAACUUACUCCACCCUAUUGUGAAUUUUGUCAUCUAUUCGUACCUGCGAUUCGAUUUCUCAUCGAAAUUAAUGAAACAAUUCAUGUAGAAAAUGUUACACUUGCUUUAUGUAAAGAUAUUCAACUUUUUCUUAAUAUUGAAGUUUGUGUCGGAGCAGUACUAGAAUAUAAGGACGCUGCAAUUGAAAUAUUUUCUAUGUCUCCACUUACUAACAAAGAACUAUGUGCACUUGCUUUUGAUUGUGAAGAUCAAAAAGAUUUUCCUAUUCUACGAUGGAAUGUUACAAUACCUGGUUCAAAACCAUCUCCACGACCACCACAACCUCCUGCUUCUGGAUCACCUAAACUCAAAGUUCUUCAUCUAUCUGAUAUUCAUGUGGACUUUGCUUAUAAACCUGGUACACAAGCAGAUUGUCAUAAACCAUUAUGUUGUCGUGAUGGUCCAACUGUACCUGGUCCAAAUGGUGCUGGCUUUUGGGGUGAUUAUCGUAAUUGUGAUUUACCAUACUGGACAGCUCAAAGUAUUCUUAGAUAUGCUUCUGAAUUAGAAGAAGAUAUUGAUUUUAUAUAUUAUACUGGUGAUCUACCACCUCACAAUGUUUGGAAUCAAUCUCGUGCUGAUCAACUCUAUUCACUCACAACUAUUAAUCAAUUAUUAGCUGCUACUUUUCCCAAUAAAACUUUUUAUCCAGCAGUUGGUAACCAUGAAGCAGCACCUUGCAAUAUGUAUCCUACACCUAGCAUCCGAACGGAUAAUAUUACAUGGUUAUAUGAAGCAUUAGCUGAUAGUUGGGCCACACUUGGUUUACCUGCUGAUACACGUGAAAGUAUUGUACGUGGAGCUUUCUAUACAACUAUUGUACGUCCUGGUCUUCGAUUAAUUUCACUCAAUAUGAAUUAUUGUGCACCGGAAAAUUACUGGUUGUUUGUCAAUGCUACUGAUCCACUUGGUCAACUUCAAUGGAUGAUACAAUGGUUACAAUACGCUGAAGAUCAUGGAGAGAAAGUUCAUAUAAUUGCACAUCAUCCUCCACGUUCUUGUUUAGCAGCGUUUAGUUGGAAUUUUCAUCAAAUUAUCAAUCGAUAUGAGAAUACAAUUGCUGGUCAAUUCUAUGGUCAUACACACAAUGAUGAAUUUAUUGUGUUUUAUGAUGAAGUUGAUAAAAAACGAGCAGUAUCAAUGGCUUAUGUAACACCUUCAUUAACUCCUCAAUCAUUUUUAAAUCCAGGUUAUCGUAUUUAUACAAUGGAUGGUGCUUAUGAAAAUAGUUCCUAUUGGGUACUUGAUCAUCGUACAGUUAUUAUGAAUUUAACAGCAACGAAUAUGUAUAAUAGAACUAUUUUAUUGAAUGAAUAUGAAGCACGAGAUGCUUAUAAAAUGGAAAAUUUAUUCCCUGCCGAUUGGGAUAAUCUUAUACAACGAAUGCAAAAUGAUAUAGAUGGUCCAUUAAUGAGUUCAGCAUAUCAAUAUUAUACAAAAUCAUAUGCUAAUGGUACUAGUUGUAAUCGCAGUUGUCGUCGAGGAUUAUUGUGUAAUUUUAAAACAGCUCGUUCUGAUGAUCCUCAUGCGUGUGAUUCUAUUCCAUCUUAUUAUUGA